Messenger RNA from Anthostomella pinea, 792 nucleotides. NCBI's taxonomy places the organism in Eukaryota, Fungi, Ascomycota, Sordariomycetes, Xylariales, Xylariaceae. The record is from the annotation of a GenBank genome assembly.
AUGGCCCUCAAUACUUCCCGAUCAGCUGCGAGCUUCUCUCGCCAAGCUCUACGCCACUGCAGAAGCCGACCUGCCGGCCACCUAUCCCGACCCAUCGCCUCGACAUGCUCGUUCGCGACAUCAGCGACCCGAUCUUCAGAGCAGGCCGCUGAGAUCCCACGAUGGAUGCAGACCCCUGAGCGCAUGAAGGCACCCUUCUCGCCGCACAUAACAAAGGACCCUGCACGCUCGAGGUGGAAGGUCAACGAAGAUGCCCAGAAGCUCGACGAUGCGUUGAAUAACUUCCUUGGGCGCGACGGCGAGAGGAUGCUCCCAGACGAGCUGAAGUGGCUUGGCGUGACACACAAGAGCUUCGACCAAGGGAGGAGAGGGUUCAAUGAUCGUCUGGCUUUCCUUGGUCGACAAAUAUGUGCCAUGGAAGCCACACAAUCUAUUAUCACCUCCCCGGCGGACUAUGCUCAACCGGAGAACGAUCCAUACGCAGACCGACGACAACCAUACGAAGAUCCCGCCCUCCGGAGUCUUGACAACCUCACCAAUAACCAGCCUAAUGAUCUUUUUACCCUGGACAAGCUGACCAAAAUCGCCUUGGAUACUGGCCUGACCGAGGUCGUCCGGUGGAAACCUCGCAUGCCCGAAAACAUCAAAGGUUCCGGAUUCAACGUCAUCAUGUCGGGUGCCAUAUACGCCCUCGUCGGAGCCGUUGCUCUGCAGAACGGUGGCAAAGUCGCGAGCCGAGUCGUACGCGAAAGAAUAAUGAAGAAGAUACGGCCAAAGACAGUCGCGCAUUGA